Molecule: messenger RNA, 691 nt
Organism: Trichoderma harzianum CBS 226.95
Lineage: Eukaryota; Fungi; Ascomycota; Sordariomycetes; Hypocreales; Hypocreaceae
Exons: 2
Coding region: 183-599 (138 amino acids)
Source: RefSeq, a predicted model, not a curated record
GUUGCGCUUCGUGUAUAAAGGCCGGGCUUGUCCUCGUCUUAGAUGGCAUCUGCUCAGAACAACCAGCUUCACUCUUCUGCCUUCAUCUCAGCAUCAAUAGACUUGCUCAUCCUCGCGAUCAAUAUUACUAUUCACACUCACCUCGACUUUCGUUGAUAUCAAUUCACUCUACACCAGUCAAGAUGCAAUUGUCCAGCCUCUUCAAGCUCGCCCUCUUCACUGCUGCCGUUUCUGCGGAUACCGUCUCGUAUGAUACCGGCUACGACGACGGCUCCCGCUCUCUCAACGUCGUCUCCUGCUCCGACGGCCCCAACGGCCUCGAGACCAGAUACCACUGGUCGACCCAGGGCCAGAUCCCUCGCUUCCCAUACAUCGGAGGUGUCCAGGCCGUCGCCGGCUGGAACUCUGCUAGCUGCGGAACCUGCUGGAAGCUGUCGUACAGCGGCCACACCAUCUACGUCCUGGCCGUUGACCACGCCGCUGCUGGCUUCAACAUUGCGCUCGACGCCAUGAAUGCUCUGACCGGUGGCCAGGCCGUUGCAUUGGGCCGUGUUACUGCUACUGCUAGCCAGGUCGCUGUCAAGAACUGCGGUCUUUAAAUCUGCCUCUCUUUUUUUUUUUUUUUUCGACGAAGAAAAAUCGGGUUAAACCUUUUUUUGGUUAUUGCAUUGCAUUGUGGUAUAUGGCGGGA